This is a messenger RNA of Onychostoma macrolepis, 1226 nucleotides long. It is a transcript of the gene psme3ip1, whose product is annotated as proteasome activator subunit 3 interacting protein 1. NCBI's taxonomy places the organism in Eukaryota, Metazoa, Chordata, Actinopteri, Cypriniformes, Cyprinidae. The record is from RefSeq and is a predicted model, not a curated record. Gene Ontology annotation, cellular component: nucleus. Bases 156 to 860 code for a protein of 234 amino acids. The transcript has 9 exons.
AUAGUUCGUGCAUAGGAACUACGUGCCUUUAGCAGCUUGUUGCUGAGGGGAUCCUUUUACAGGAACACAAAACCGGACUAGAAUCUACUGCAGAUUACUUCAUGAUCUACCUAAAUUGUUUAUCCUGAUUAAAUAAACAGCAUUUAGGUUCUGCCAUGGCAGAUGGUGUGGACCUCAGCCGAAAGUUUGUGACAGAGUCUGAAUUAGACGAGAAAAGGAAAAAAAGGCAGGAAGAAUGGGAGAAGGUCCGCAAGCCAGAUGACCCGGAGGAGGCCCCCGAGGAGGAGUACGACUCCCGAUCUCUGUACGACAGGCUACAAGAGCAGAAAGACAAGAAACAGGGAGAAUAUGAGGAGCAGUUCAAAUUCAAGAACAUGGUUAAAGGCCUGGAUGAAGAUGAGACCAGCUUUCUUGACGAGGUCUCCCGGAAGCAGUCUCUAAUAGAGAAACACAGACGGGACGAGGAAGCUCAGGAGAUAAAGGAAUACAGGAGCGCUCUGCAGAAACUAGCAACCACUGAGAACCAGAAGAAGGAGGCAGAGAAAAAGGCAGGACCCAAACCCUCAGAGCACAGGACCAGUCACCUGUCUCAGGCCCACCUGCUGGCUGGGGCAGUCAAACGACGCAGCUCGUCUCAGUCCUCAGAGGGGAGUAAAAAGCAAAAAGCAGAGGAGUCUGUCGCCGGCAAUGGCAGUCAGACAGAUCAGGAGGCGGUGGAGCCCAAAUCCCCCGGUGCGGGCGUGACUCGCUCGGGCGUCCUCCACCUGCCCUCCGCCGCUGUAUGCGUGGGCAUCCUGCCAGGGCUCGGCGCUUACUCGGGCAGCAGCGACUCAGAAUCCAGCAGCGACAGCGAAGUUUAAACCCCUGGCAGCUUAACCUGGUGACGCACCUUCCCAUCUACCCACCCUUGCGGUUUCUGCAGAGCUCUAGUGGCCAAGGGGACACUGACUGACUGACUGACAGCUGUGGAUCAAGAAGACAUGAAACAUUUAGUCCAAAUCUCAGACACCAUCACAGGACAAAGCAGACAUUACGGGCUUGUUUCAAUAAGAUUAAAUGCCUUGAUUGAGUUUUUGUUUGUUUGACGUUUAUUUUUUAAGACAAAAUGCUGCAGUGCUGCUGAAUGCUGGAAUUUUCAUGAACUCUGUCCUAUAAGGAUAUGUGUGACUGUUCGCUGGAAAAUAACCAGUGAUGACAGAAUGGAAAAUAAAGGUGUUUCUCAUGAA